AACUUGCAGCAUUCCUUCAAGUAGGCAAACCAAACGCAACAGGACAGCAAUCGCCUGAGAGAGUCUGCCCUAUGCACUCCAGUGCAGUCCAGCCAUGGAUGAAGGCAAAACACUGAAAAUCCGGCUGACUUUCUCUGUUAUUUUGGUUGGCAUCUCUUUAAUGUUUGCAGCUGUGGUGACUGAUCACUGGGCAGUGCUGAGCCAUAGAGUGGAGCAUUACAAUUCCACCUGUGAGGCUGCUCACUUCGGGCUAUGGCGGCUCUGCACAAAACAGUUUUACAUCCAAGACAAAGCUACCAAAGAGAGGAGCUGUGGGCUGAUAACUCUGACUGGAGAUCGUAACUGUUCCUACUUCAAACACUUCUCUCCAGGACAGAGCACAGAGAUAUUUGAAAGAACCACCCAAAAAGAGUACAGCAUUUCAGCUGCAGCCAUUGCCAUCUUCAGUGUGGGCUUUGCAAUCAUCGGAACGAUCUGCAUCCUCUUAUCCUUUAGGAAAAAGAUGGAUUAUCUCCUGAAGCCAGCGUCGAUGUUCUACACCUUUGCAGGCCUGUGCAUGAUCAUCUCUGUUGAAGUCAUGAGACAGUCUGUGAAAAGGAUGAUUGACAGCAAGGAGACUAUCUGGAUAGAAUACUAUUAUUCAUGGUCUUUUGCCUGUGCCUGUGCCUCCUUCGUCCUGCUCUUCAUCUGUGGGAUCGCUCUUCUGCUAAUCUCCUUGCCUCGCUUCCCCCAGAAUCCGUGGGAGUCUUGUAUGGACGCAGAACCAGAGCAUUAAAUGCCUGCAUCUAGGCUCACUGCUUAUGCAAUACCGGAAAGUGCUAUAAAAGAAUGGAUACGUUUUUUUUAAAGUGUCAGGAUGGUGGUAUAUGAAGACAAAAGUGUCUUUAGUUAAAACCAGGUUAUUGAACCAAAGGGAAGUUCAAUACUAAUUAUUGUUUGUUGGGUUUUUUUUU
Molecule: messenger RNA, 953 nt
Organism: Trachemys scripta elegans
Lineage: Eukaryota; Metazoa; Chordata; Testudines; Emydidae
Gene: CACNG1
Product: calcium voltage-gated channel auxiliary subunit gamma 1
Exons: 4
Coding region: 95-775 (226 amino acids)
Biological process (GO): calcium ion transmembrane transport; regulation of calcium ion transmembrane transport via high voltage-gated calcium channel
Cellular component (GO): L-type voltage-gated calcium channel complex; membrane
Molecular function (GO): voltage-gated calcium channel activity; calcium channel regulator activity
Source: RefSeq, a predicted model, not a curated record